Molecule: messenger RNA, 4419 nt
Organism: Fusarium verticillioides 7600
Lineage: Eukaryota; Fungi; Ascomycota; Sordariomycetes; Hypocreales; Nectriaceae
Exons: 2
Coding region: 752-2437 (561 amino acids)
Biological process (GO): negative regulation of transcription by RNA polymerase II; mitochondria-nucleus signaling pathway; regulation of nitrogen utilization
Cellular component (GO): cytoplasm
Source: RefSeq, a predicted model, not a curated record
CGCCGCGGUACCUCCGUCUUGUACUGGGGGACUUGGGCUUGUGCUAUUUGGGUGGUACCCGCUAUUUCCAAUGCCCCCCCUCCCGUCCAAUUCUCCUCAGCAUGUACGUACCUGAGCCACCCCCGGCCAGAGUGCAGUGGCUCACACCCCCUCUAGAUUAGCACACACGCCCCUGCGGUCCGACACCCCUGGGCCUGGCGUGCACUCGUGCUUGUGCUAAGGUACCUUAGACUCCAUUUACAUAGCGCACACCGCGACUCCCUUCCCCCAAUCCGUCUUUCUUCCCACAGACCAAACAAGAAUAACUACGUUUGAUCCCCCCGGACUUUGUUCGUUCUCCUCCACAUACACAUACACUUACACCAAGCAACACCAAGACCCAACAUCCAUUGCAGAGGAUUUUGAGAGGACGACCUUGCACCAGGAAUCGCCUUCACACAUACAGUAUAUGUCUACUCGAGGAUCCCCAUGAAACGCAGCAUCCACCUCGACAUCGCACUGACACGCCAAAUUCGCUUACAUUGAUCUUCAACUCCCUCGACUUGACUGCCCGCGACCAAGUCUUCUCCACCUCGAAUCUCAUCCUCUUUACUACGCUCAGGCGCAUUGUCGGCUCUAACUCGAUCUACUUCGCCGACGACCUAUACAGACUUGUCGACCGUUUCGAUUGCACUUACAACUUCGACCGACUUAUUUGCACCCACCUUCGCAACUCUCCCUAGUCGAUAAAUCGACAGGUCCAAGACACAUUAUGCCCUAUCGUUUAGACACUCACGUUUUGACAGUGGAUGCGAACGUCAUCCACAAGGUCGAUACUGGCAAUCCCGCCAAUCUCUAUAGCAUGUGGACUGUCUUCUCUCGGUGCGCAGACUCCGUUGAACAAGGUCGAAGACUAGAGAACCUUAGCUGGCGACUGUGGCAAAGAGAAACCUUUGUCGUCGACAACGAAGAAAAGACAGCACCCUCUACACAGACUCUCCCCCAGAACAUUCCUUCCGAGUCAAGGAUAUCCGAUCUUCCCCAACUAUCUGGCAGUGUCGAGUCUCUUGUAGACGAAGAGACCAUCGACUUUAGUUCAUUAUCAGCACCGCUUGAGAUCGCCCGCCCUCGUGUACGACGUCAAGAUUCUUGCGCCAGCACCCGAAGCAAGCGCGAACGCCACAUCAGCUCCGACGAUUUCGAGAAGAUGAUUGUGUCUAUUGUUAAGGACAAGGGUCCUUUGUCGGCCCCUCAUGUAGCUCCUGUCCCCAAGCAGUCUCUUCCUGUUCCUCCUGCUUUCGAGCGUUCUGGUUCAACCACAACCGAGUCUCAAUCGCCUGUAAAGUCCAUCACAGCUUCAGAGGGUUCGCCACAACCUUCACCGCAAAGCCUCCCCCGCACCACUGUUGUGCGUGGCUUCUCACCUUCCCAGAUUCCCACUCCUCGAACUAUCUCCGGUGCUGCUCAGUCAUCAGACGCAAUUCCUGAGCCCAAGUCGUCGCCUGCUGCCAAGGUUGUGCAAUCAAAGAAGCCCGCUCGCUUUGCGCUUGGUGGCUCUUGUUCGUCUAGUGAACAGGACCAGAGCCUCAGCAACAGCAAGCCCAUCAUUCCCAUCAUCAAGAAGCCUGUGUUCCAGAUCGGUGGCUCUUCUGAGGAGGACGGCUCACUCAAGAGCCCCAUGGCUUCAUCACGACCUGGCUCUCUGCUCUCUGCACGCAAGAAGCAGGCCUCGUUCAGCAACAAUGUCAUGACACGAACCAUCGAUGAUGAGGCAGCCGUCGACUCAGAUACCGACGACUACAUUGACGAGAGCGCUAUCGAUGACGAUGACGACUCUUCGGACUGGGAGGACUCGAUGGAAGAGAGCGGAAAGUCUAGCAUGGACGACAAGUUCUUCCAGCGAGUGGAUUCCAAGGCCAAUUUGACCUCACGACGAUCUCUCAUCACCCUCAUGCUUGCCCAGAACGAUCGCGCACGCACUCUUGGUAACCACGCCUCUCAAUCGACUUCAGCAAUUCCACGAUCUCGUAUGGCCCACGGCCCCUCACUAGGUGCCUCUCCUAAUGACUCCGACGAGGCUCCCCUGAUGAUGAAGGGCAUGCGUGGACCUGGCCUCAAGCCUAUACAUGAGGUUCCUAGGUCUAGUGCUCAGCCCAUCAUGACCGGCCCCAACCACAUCCAGCCUCAAGCUGCGCUGUCACCUCGUACUACUCGUCGCAAUAUGUUGGCGACUGAGUUGACUGAGUCUCUUCGACGUCAUCUCCUCUGGGAGCGACAACAGAAGUCCUCGACAGCUAAUGCCGUCCUCAAGCGACGACAUACAUCACACGAUGUGGCCAACCUGAAGCAGUACCCUGAGAAGCCUUGCAUGAAGAAGAGCGAGGAUGUGAAUGCCAGCAGCUGGAACCAAUACUUCUCCAAGGAGGCCAGCGACGGAUAUCACUCCAAGGGGUGGUAAAUGAUACCACCACACUAUACCAUACCCACACAACUAUACACACUACGAUUGUGCAUUGGACGGCGCACGAAAGGCAUCACCACAUCAGCAUUGAGCGUUUUUAUUUUUAGCUGCGCUUGCAGCAUUUGUUUUACAAGUCGUUAAGCGAAACGGAACUCAAUUAUUUUUAUCUUUUUAUCACUCAUGGCGGGGAGGGGACUCUUUAACAUUAUGAUACCAUGAAAUCGUGUUUUUUCAAGGCCGCGACAGGCUCUUGUUUCGUCAUUUCCUGGCUCGGGGCACGUGUACUUGUAGUUCAUAUGGGGAAGAUUUCUGGGGCAACCUGAGGAUAUGAUUUCACUAUGAAAGUUUGAGGCGGAGGGAACUUGAGUUAAGGCGGAGCAUCACGAAAUACGGUCAUUGGUUUUGCUCGAGCAAGCGCAAAAGGCGAAAACAAAAGUCAAAAGCAGUGUAUGAUGACAGGCGAGAGCAGAGCGAAAGCGAAAAGCAAUGUAUGAGCGAGAGAGAGAGAAAGAGAAAGGAGAGACUGAGAUGGAAAAGCGAAAGAUUAAACGAGUCACUCAGCAAAAAAACUCGCAAAAAGGGCGAAUUGUCUAUGAGAAAGAGGUUUCCGCAAAAACAUGAAUAAAACUUUUUCACGUUGAACAAACAAAAUAAUUAAUGACAUGACCCAAUUGAGUGGAGUGAGUGAAUGAGUGAAUCGAUCAUCCAGACGCAAUGCGUGUGGUGUUGUGAUGGAAUGUCGCAUUGCAUUGUGAGUUGUCAGAAGGGUUCCAAGGUUCCUGGAUGCUUCAAGGAUCGCUGGGAGACAUGACCCAGGAUGGACGUCAUCAAUUCUGGUUGUUUUCAACUUUUGAGCCAGGCCUAGCCAGCACCUUCAGAGCUGAGGGUUGCAGCAGCGGCCGUUUAAUGCACAGGCAGAAAUCCCAUUGGCUCGGGGAGGACAAGCCCCAAGCCUUGAAGGCCAUUUGAGUGUGGCAGACCCAACCAAGCAAGCCAGCGCUGCAGGCUUUGUACAGCUCGUGACUUGAUCAAUUGGCUUUUAGGUUUUUUUUGCGAGGGGAGAGGAGAAAGGGAAAGUCAGAUUUGAGCACAUGUCAAGGCAUGAAUCUCUGAAACAAUUUUCAUCAUUUGGUCCUGUCAACUCCAUGGGAAAGCUCUCCAUGUCAAGGAUUUCCACUUGCAAACCAACCAAACUGUCGGUAAUAAAUGGCGUGAGUCGCUAGACAAAAAGGAACAUGGGACUUUACGAUAAUACCCGUAGUCUGAUCGAGCGGUCAGUCGAAGGUGCUGGCUGAUACUGGCUGCUGCUUCUAGUCUUUUCUCUAGCAUAGGGCAGUGUUGUCUUUGUUGGGGAUACCUUAUGCAAGCUAACAGCGCAGUCAUUGUAGUAAACAAAAGGCAAGGUCAACAACACGAGGUCAAAGUUAGAACCGUCCUGAGCCGUCUCAACGACAAGUCCUUACAAGAUGACCAUUGACAUAAAACGACUGGCUUGGCAACUCCAACACCAUUACCAGGGCUGCCAAGCCAUCGGCACUCGCUUCUGGGACCUGGAACGCGCCAUUGAGUUUUUUUCUUUUUUUUUUUUUUGCCUUUACAUGGGUUCUCACAUGAGUUAUUGUCAUCUCAAGUCGACCUGAAUUGAAAGGGUGUCCGGCAUCGGUAUUCAGAAACCGAUCCCAGCCUCUCGUCAAUAAAUUAGGUGAGUGUAAGCUGAAGGGGCACAUCCGGGCGCUAAGAACAACACGCGUAAAUCCAAUCUCCUCCACAGUCCAAACGACUCCCUUGUAUCUCCGCCCUCGGCCAAAAUACUUAGACUUCGGGGGUUCUGUUCCUUGGAAGAUACCUGGGCAGACGGAUCUUUCUGGCUGCUUUUCUUCUUGUGUUCCUGUUACCUGAAAUUGGAGGGUUCGAAAGGGUAUGGGUUGCAGCGUCAAGCCACGAAUGGGAAAUGUAGUAUUAGGCAACCCAUAAUUAAC